Messenger RNA from Porites lobata, 1964 nucleotides. Lineage: Eukaryota; Metazoa; Cnidaria; Anthozoa; Scleractinia; Poritidae. The record is from the annotation of a GenBank genome assembly.
AUGGUAGGCAUUAAAAAUUUAAUUUAGAUCGCAGGGUUGUCAUUAAGAGCCGGGGGCCGGGGAUUUUCCCCGGCUACUAAUAGAGUGGCCCCCGGCUACUUCUAUUGGAAAAUAGAAGAAAAAUAGAACCAAAAGAAAUCCCUAGCCGUUUGAUUCCCCACCUACUUGUUUUAUUUACCUGGCAACUUGAAAUCUUAGUGACAACCCUGAGAUCGUUCUUUUAAAUAAAUCAAAAUAAGAUUUUCUUGCAUACUAUUUUUGAAUUCCUAAAUGAACUGUUUGUUAUUACCGUUUUGGUCAUGCAACGUUACAUUAUGCCAAAUUGCUCCUGUCAUCAGAAGCAUAUACAUGUAAUAAGCUUCUUAGUCACACAUUUAGAAAAUCUCGAAUUAUAGUAUUGUUCAUUUGUUUAUGUAGUUUUACCAGUCAAGUACACCUCCUAUGAUUGUGUUUUUGGAGAUGCCAUGUUAUGCCAAUAAAUUUAAUUUUUGUUGACAUCACGCACUCAAACUAAAGAAAAAAACUAUUUUCUUUUAAAAGACAUGUUAAGGUUUUAUACAAGAGAAAGGAACAGGGACAGGGUUAUUUCAUUGUUUUAUUGUGGUUGAGCUUGUUUUGGUGUUUUUGUUUAUGUACAGGGAAGGGCAGAACAGGGAACAGAUGGUCUGCUAUCACAUACAGGAUUGCACUUGCGAUAUUUACCAGAAGUCCAAGAGCUUAUGAGGUAUUAAAGAGUUACCAAAUUUUAAAGCUACCAUCGGUAGCAUCACUGAAACAUUUUACAUCAGCAAAUAAACAGCCCACUGGUUUAAACCUUCCCCACCUUCAUGAUGCUAAUCAGGCCUAUGCUGCAUACAAGGAAGAAUGGAAAGAACAAGGGUUUUUAGAGCCAGAGGAGUAUGGUGGUCUAAUAUUUGAUGAAGUGAAAGUGAUAAUGAAAGUGCAGAGAAUGGGUAAGAAACAUGCAAGACCAUAUUGCAAUGUGCCUUUACUGCAACUCACUUACAUUAUUUUUGCUGCCUGUAUUGUUUCAUUUACAGUGGCAUCAGCUGGGUUGAGCCCAAGGGGCCACACCGGCUUUAACCAUGCAGGAACCUCUUCCCCCCUUUCACUUGGUCAUCAGGUUCUAGGACUACCACCCCCUGCCCAUCAAGUCUACCAAAAAAACGUUCUGUCACCCCAGCCUAAAUAUGUUUCUAUGUCCUUCACAUAUUUGCCUUCACCAUAAAUCGGCCUUUUAGCAAGUCAUUUCAAAAUAACUUCCUGAACGCAUUGUUAUUUUUGUAUACUUUGACCGUUGUCUGAGACAUUCCGUUUUAAUUCUCUUCUCUUAUAAGGAUUGGUCAAUAAGGAUCUAUAUGUAAGACAAACACAGUAAAAAAAAAUGUAAAAAACAGAACUUAUAACACUAAUAAUAUAUUAAGAGUAAUAAUGAAAUAGUAAUUAUGAUUAAUAAUAAUAAUUAGAAUAAUAAUAAUAAAACAUCACAUCCAGCUUUAGUUUGAAUUCAAACUCUUAUAAUAAUAUGACCAUUAUUGUAUGGCCCCUGCAGUAUAAUGCUGAUGUACCUUAAUUUUCAUUUUCAAUUAGAUAGGUUUACAGGGCUUGCCACGACAGCCAACGACAUGGCAACCCUGCAAGAUGUUUAUGAAGAACUGAAAGCACCACAGACAGUAAAAGCAUCUUACAUCAUGCAGUUCCUUUGGUGUGACUUGACAAGUGAUUUUGAUGUCAUUGGCCCAUACUUUAGCAGUGGCAAAGGGAUGGAGUGCAAGUUUGUCAUUUCAUGCCUUAUGACAACAAUUCAGGCAUUCCAUAUUUAUGGUUUUAAAACCAUGGCAGUAGUUUGUGAUGGUGCCAGCACAAAUUUAAAGGCAAUCAAGUACCUCACCACAGGAAAAAGUGGGGCAUACGGUAUAAACGAGGAUCUCCAUGCAGAAGAGCCACAUCAUGUGAAGACAUGA